Molecule: messenger RNA, 2657 nt
Organism: Hermetia illucens (black soldier fly)
Lineage: Eukaryota; Metazoa; Arthropoda; Insecta; Diptera; Stratiomyidae
Product: glucose dehydrogenase [FAD, quinone]
Exons: 6
Coding region: 362-2185 (607 amino acids)
Molecular function (GO): flavin adenine dinucleotide binding; oxidoreductase activity, acting on CH-OH group of donors
Source: RefSeq, a predicted model, not a curated record
AUAUUAGCGCCAUUGCAGAGAUUGGGAUACGCAAGCUGGGUUGGCAAUCUUCUGAUUGCUUAUUGUGAAUCUCAUGUAGUUUUUCGCGAUCUUUUCGUGAGUAAACGCGGUUGUGAGUUCUACUGGGUUUACUUCACUUUUGAUUUUCAAAAGUGUAGAUUUUUUUAAAUUGAUGUACAUUUGUGAUGAAAGUACAAGUGUAAAAACUCGCGAGUUUAGUGUGAAUACAGUGAAUAUAUCUGGGAAAUACUAUAAAAACACCAGUAACUAAUAGUCUGGAUGGAAUUUCUUGGUCAUUAAGAACUCCAAGGAAGUCUUCUAAAUCUAAGUUUGAUGACGCUCUCCAUUUUCUGACUUGAAGAUGGCUGUCGAGGGAAGAAUUUUUAUGGCGGUGUUGUUGAUAUGGGGGUUGAAAACCAACCAUGCAAAUGAAUUGGAUGCAUUUUUUAAUUUCGGAGUUCGCAUUCCGGACACAAAUCACUUCGAUUCGGAAUACGAUUUUAUAAUAAUUGGAGCUGGAUCGGCGGGAUCAGUUCUCGCUCAUCGUCUCAGUGAAGUAAGAAACUUCACAGUUCUUCUACUAGAAGCCGGCACUCAAGAAAAUUUCAUUACCGACGUACCUCUGACUGCGGCAUCAAAUGAAAUAACAAGAUACAAUUGGGGCUACAAAUCUGAACCCACCGCCAAUGCGUGUAAAGCACUAAAAGGAGGAGUUUGCAAUUGGCCUAAAGGUCGUGCUUUGGGAGGUUCGAGCGUCAUUAACUUUAUGGUCUAUGUUCGAGGACAGCAAAGCGACUUCAAUAGUUGGGCUGAGAUGGGGAAUCCUGGCUGGAGCUACAAAGAAGUCCUACCAUACUUCAAGAAAUCCGAAAAUAUGAAUGCUGACGACCUACCAAACUCACCUUUCCACGGUUACGAAGGACCGCUAGAUGUUGGAUACUCUAAAUACACUUCGAAACUGCUUGAUUCAUUCUUGAAAACUGGCUUGGAAUUUGGCUACAAUAUAACUGAUAUCAACUCAGACAGUCAACUAGGAUUCGAUAGGACCCAAGCGAACAUUAGGAAAGGUAAAAGAUGCAGUGCUGCUAAAGCUUUUCUGAACCCUAUCAUCAAUAGAAAGAAUAUUCACAUUUCGCAACGCUCAUGGGUCACUAAAAUAAUCAUAGACCCAGAAACAAAACGGGCCUUAGGAGUUGAAUUUUUGAAAAACAGAAAGAGGCGUCUGGUAAUGGCAAAAAAGGAAAUAAUUUUAUCCGCGGGUGCUGUAGGCUCCCCACAAAUUUUAAUGUUAUCGGGCGUAGGUCCAAAGGAAAAUCUUGAAAGUCUAAAUAUCUCCGUUAUACAGGAUUUGAAGGUCGGCUACAAUCUUCAGGACCAUGUUUCCGUCGCUGGACUUAUAUUUCCCGUAAGUCAACCAGUGACCAUUCUCGAGGAGAACAUAAUGAAUCCCGUAGAUUUUCUGAGUUAUUGGUUUAAGGAAGCUGGCCCUUACACUAGCCCAGCAGGAGCCGAUGCUAUAGCGCUAGUGAAAGUGAAUGGAACAACACUUCCCUCACAUGUACCUGAUAUCGAGAUUGUUUUAGGUGCUGGUUCAAUGUGUGGAGAUAAAUCAGGAAGCUUACGAAACCUGGUUGGUAUAUCGGAUGAAAUUUUUCAAAGGCUUUGUAAGGGAAUCAUUGGAAAGCAUGCUUUCGACCUGGUUCCUGUUCUUCAACACCCUAAAUCUCGCGGAAGAAUUUCCCUGCGGAGUAAAAAUCCCUUCCAUUGGCCUAUAAUGGAGCCAAAUUACUUAGACGAUCCCGAUGAUUUGGCCACGAUUGUCGAAGGCAUCAAACUGGCUAUUAAAAUUGGUGAAUCGAAAAGUUUUCGAAAAUUCAAAAGCAGGUUUAAUACGAACUCCCUGCCACAUUGCCAAGAUUUGGAUUUCCGGAGCGAUGAAUAUUGGAGAUGUUACGUACGAAAUAUUGCUUCCACAAUUCAACAUCAAUGCGGAACCUGCAAAAUGGGCCCCAAGACGGACCCUGAUGCUGUUGUAGACGCAGAGUUGAAAGUAUAUGGGAUUGAAGGCCUAAGAGUGGUCGAUGCAUCUAUAAUGCCAACGAUAACAGCAGGACACAUCAAUGCAGUAGUUUACAUGAUCGCAGAAAAGGCCUCCGAUAUGAUCAAAGCCUUUUGGCAGCAGUAGGGAAUUAUGAAAUUUUUACUGAAAAGGAUUGAGAGGGUCAAAAUUUGAUGAAAAGGCGUAUGUCCCAUUUUUGGUAAAAAGUAUUUUAUCGCUUGCAUGGACUGUAUUUCGGGAACUAACUCUUCUCCCCUUCAGUGCUUUACAUUUUUGUACCGAAGAAUGUAACAUGCUCAGAGAAGAAAUAAUUCUUUCCCGCUCCUGAAACGAAGAAUGUAGGCCAUUAACGGAGCAGUUGGUUCCCGAAAUACAGCUGCCAAAAAUGGAACAUUCCUUUCCUCUAAAUUUGAAAUGUUAGCUAAUAAAAGUAACCUCAGAUUUCAACCGCGAUUCAGGAGGUUUCUCAUUAUAAGUUGAUUUAAGAAUUUCAAGUCUAAUUUAACUAGUCUUAUAAAGUAGUAUAAGAAACUAAUUUAUUAUAAUAAACAGUCGAAUUCCAUAUUUUAUAUUAAAUAUAAUUAAAAAGAAUGUUCGA